Mycena indigotica is the source of this 1134-nucleotide messenger RNA. RefSeq lists its product as uncharacterized. The record is from RefSeq and is a predicted model, not a curated record. Bases 10 to 1134 code for a protein of 374 amino acids. NCBI's taxonomy places the organism in Eukaryota, Fungi, Basidiomycota, Agaricomycetes, Agaricales, Mycenaceae. The transcript is spliced from 2 exons.
UCUCCCGUCAUGUCCUCCUCCUCACCUCCCAGUCCAUUUGCGUUUGCUUCCGACGAUUCAAUAGAAUUAAUCGACAUUCUUCGCUCUGCAGAAGACUCUCGUAGACGUCGUCGUCGAAGAUUAGAUCGCUAUGAUCCCACGAAAGCCAGACCACCCGUGGCCUUGUUUUGUGGAGCAGACAUUUCGGUGGAAUUGGCGGACCAGCAUCGGCCUUGGAGGCCUCAGGUUGUGCCUGAUGAGCAAAAUACAGCCCCCCCUCGAAAGCGCCAGCGUCGGUCAACUGGCUGUGGAACACGCAUUCACACUGAGGCACACCCUGACGAACGCUGGACUGGUCUACCAGAAGGCGUUGGAUGCCUUUCCCACUUAGAUGAUGGGUAUUUUACUCCGGAUGCCAGACGGCAGCUGAGAUUAGGGAAAGAAAGCUGCGGAUGCACAAGAACUGGAGUUGGUUGCACUGUUUGUGGAAACCCGGUUGGUGCUUUCUUCAAGCCUUGCGAGCGGCAUACUGCGUUUCUGUCGCAUUUUUCCAGCCUCUCACGCGCGCACUAUGUUUUCAUUCACACAGCUGUGUCGCCACCACUGCCUCAACCGACUACUCGUCGAAUCAGAACCCCUUCUGACGACAUUCAGUUUGGCUACCCCCCGCGUCGCAUACAGGACUUGGCAGAGCUGCGUAGAGCCCGAAGACGGGUUCAGUCGGAAGCAAUCACUGAGGACCCUCCUCGACGGAGCAUCCCCCUAUCCAGAUUCUUCACUUGGACAAAUCGCACUUCACCUCCACCACUACCCAGUGACCCAGUUCUCGACGAAGGGCCCUUUGAAGCUUGGGCAGACGACACAAUUGAGCGUGCAACUGCUCUUGCUGCGACACCGGUGCCAAUCAUUGAUUUGACUUCUAUCGAUGACCCACCGGCACAAAACGACACGUCCACCCGCCCAGUUACGCCCGAGUGGUGGCCAAACAGUGUUACAUCCCCUGGACAGCAAUCGGUGGCUCAUGAUUGGCCACCAAUAACUCGCAGCUUUGAGAGGUCGACGGCGGGGCUUGCAGACGCCGUCACAGAGACGGAGGAGGUGGAACAAGAAAAGGAAGAAUCCGAACCCAGGGGCCGGACUUUUUUCGAGCGUUGA